This is a messenger RNA of Vollenhovia emeryi, 1575 nucleotides long. Its product is annotated as tigger transposable element-derived protein 2-like. The transcript is spliced from 2 exons. Bases 297 to 950 code for a protein of 217 amino acids. Gene Ontology annotation, molecular function: DNA binding. The record is from RefSeq and is a predicted model, not a curated record. Lineage: Eukaryota; Metazoa; Arthropoda; Insecta; Hymenoptera; Formicidae. Gene Ontology annotation, cellular component: nucleus.
UUGCGAAGCAGUUUCUCGGUCAGUGGCGGCUUCUUGAAGUAUUUUCCAAGGACUUUUCGACAAACUGGACCAAUAAUAACAGGGUACAUGUGUAUGUACCCUAAGUGUCGAUAUGUGUGCGGGUCACCUUCACCUUUGCUUUGGGUAGCGUGGAAUAAACAUACUUUGUUUCGAUUUCAGUCUACCUCAAAAUCUUCACGUUGUACACAGAAUUUUUCUGCGAUUUCUACAUUGUAAGUUAUUUCCUAAAUAAUUUUUAUUAUGAAAUAAUAAUUUUGCAAUCCUUACAGUUCGAAAUGGCACCAAACAAUAUGAAGGUCAAGAGAAAAUACGUGGAGUUGAGUGUGGCGCAGAAAUUACAACUAAUCGAGAAGUUGGAACAAGGCACCUCAGUGACGGAUGUUUGUAACAUGUAUGGCAUACACCCAAAUACUGUCUCGAAAAUCAGGAAAUCAAAGUCCAAAUUACAAAAUUUUUUUUUAACACACAAUAGUGAUAGCUCUAAAUUACAUGCUUCUACAGUAGGGAAUAAAAGACGCAUGAAUUUUGGGCCAUAUAAAAAUUUAGAUACAGCUCUGUAUAAGUGGUAUAGUCAACAAACAUCCAGUGGUAUUAAUGUACAACAGCACCAGUUGACAUCGGGGUUUAGUGCUCUUGUAACACAUAUGAGACUCAGUAUCAAGCGUCCUGCGGGCUGGCUGUACAGGUUUAAGAAGAGACAUGGCAUUAUGGAUUCUUUGCUCGAGGCACCCUGUAGUGAACCUUCAGAGUCAGAAAAGAAAAACAGCACCGAAGACAAAGUUAUUCCAGAAGAACCUAUAAAAGUUGAGAAUUUGCCUUCUUCGUCAUCUUCGCCUCCAACUACUUCUACUCAUCGCAACAUUUCUAAAUUAAAUGCUUCAACAAUAAGGAAUGAAAAACGCUUGUCACGUUCGAAAAACGCAAAUUAGAUAAAGCUCUGUAUGAGUGGUAUAGUGAACAUAGAUCCAGUGGUAUUAAUGUACAACAGGUCCAGUUGAGAUCGGAGUUUAGUGCUCUUGUUACACGUAUGAGACUCAGUAUCAAGCGUCCUACGGAGUGGCUGUACUAUUUUAAAAAGAGAUAUGGCAUUAUGGAUUCUUUGCGCGAUGCACCCUGUAGUGAACCUUCAGAUGCAGAAAAGAAAAACAGUACCGAAGACAAAGUUAUUCCAGAAGAACCUAUAAAAGUUGAAAAUUUGCCUUCUUCGUCAUCUUCACCUCAAACUACCCCUACACCUACGAAAAAUUUCGGAGAAUCUGUAAAAGUUGAGAAUUCCUCUACGAAAUCAUGUUCGUCUCCGACUGAUGUUUAUCACAAUUACGUUUGGUCGGAAUAUGAUAUUAAAUCUGAAGGUUCCCUUUCACCUUGAUAAAUCCUCAGAUGACAAAUAAUAACUCGCUAUCACUAUAGUUACAACAACGCUGUCUCUCUUCGACUACUUUGUUAAUGAACUAAGAAUAUUUAGAAUGAUAUAUUGUAACAAUUUUAUAUUGUAUAGUUUUGUAUACCAUAUUAAAGCUAUUUUACAUUAAAGGCAUUAUGGAACAAUAAAAA